Fukomys damarensis (Damara mole-rat) is the source of this 3134-nucleotide messenger RNA. It is a transcript of the gene Bach1, whose product is annotated as BTB domain and CNC homolog 1. NCBI's taxonomy places the organism in Eukaryota, Metazoa, Chordata, Mammalia, Rodentia, Bathyergidae. The transcript is spliced from 5 exons. The coding region runs from base 348 to 2564 and encodes 738 amino acids. Gene Ontology annotation, biological process: regulation of transcription by RNA polymerase II. Gene Ontology annotation, molecular function: protein binding; DNA-binding transcription factor activity, RNA polymerase II-specific; RNA polymerase II cis-regulatory region sequence-specific DNA binding. The record is from RefSeq and is a predicted model, not a curated record.
CUCGUGGUGAGUCAGCGUGGAGUAGUCCGUGCCCGGCCGUGUAACCUGCGUUAUCUGUCAAGUGGCUGACCCUGGCUCAGUAUUUUGGUUGGACAGCGAAGUAGGAUGACUCUUUACGAAAGUUAGGUUGCUGAGUCAUUCGCCCAGCCUCAGAAGUAAUUAGGAACAGCUGUGCAGACACGCUGCUCGUCACAUGCCUCCCCUAGAAAAGGCCAAGAAGCACCCGAAGAGAGCUCGCUGGGGAAGGCUGAGGGGGAACCCAGCCGCAGUUCUCUGUUUUGAUACAGGUUGCCGAUAAUUAGAAGCAUGCUUUCCACUGCACUUCCCGACACCACUUCCUGUGCAGGAUGUCUCUGAGUGAGAACGCAGUGUUUGCCUAUGAGUCUUCGGUGCACAGCACCAACAUCUUGCUCAGCCUCAAUGAGCAGCGGAAGAAGGAUGUGCUGUGUGACAUCACUGUCUUGGUGGAGGGCCAGCGGUUCCGCGCCCACCGCUCGGUGCUGGCAGCGUGUAGCAGUUACUUCCACUCGAGGAUCAUAGGCCAGUCUGAUGCAGAGCUCAGCAUUACUCUCCCAGAAGAGGUGACGGUUAAAGGAUUUGAACCUUUAAUUCAGUUUGCCUAUACUGCGAAACUAAUUUUAAGUAAAGACAAUGUGGAUGAAGUGUGCAAGUGUGUGGAAUUUUUAAGUGUACACAAUAUUGAGGAAUCCUGCUUUCAAUUUCUCAAAUACAAGUUUUUAGAUUCCACUGCAGACCAGCAAGAAUGCCCCAGAAAAAAGUGCUUUCAAUCACACUGUCAAAAAACAGACCUUAAAUUUUCACUUGCGGACCAGAAGGACCUAGAAAUUGAUGAAGUAGAGGAAUUUCUGGAUGAUAAAAGUGUUCAGACUCCUCAUUGUAACCCCCAAAGGUGCCAAGGAGAUGUAAAAACAUCAUCUCCCCUACAAGACAGUGCCAGCCAGACAUACGAAUCCAUGUGCACGGAGAAGAAUGCUGCUCUGGCUUUGCCAUCCUUAUGCCCCAAAUACAGAAAAUUCCAGAAGGCGUUUGGAACUGACCGAGUCCGCACUGUGGAACCCAGCAUCAAAGACAUUCAGGCUACUUCUGUUCAGCCAAAUGAGACAUCUGAAAAUGAAUGUGUAGGGGGCGUCCAGUACUGUGCAGAUUUGCAGGUGAUUUUAAAAUGUGAAGAAAGUAAGUUAGCAACGGAACAUGAGACAACAAAGAACAAAGUUCCUGCUUCUCAGGUCCCAACAGAAAAAACAGAAGUAACUCCUUUCCCCCACAGUUCUGCGGACCCUCAUGGGCUCUACUCUCUGUCUCUUUUACAUACAUAUGACCAAUACAGUGACUUGGAUUUUGCUGGUAUGCAAGGCUCAGCAGUGAAAGCAGAAAAACCUUUGUCAGGUACAGAUGUUCCAGAAGAGAAAACAUUUAGUGAAAGUCAAGAUUUACAUGUGAAAGAUGACUCAGGCCCCAAGGAAGAUGGCAGCCUCGCCUCCAGCGACCGAAGUAGUGUGGAACGAGAAGUAGCAGAACACCUAGCAAAAGGCUUCUGGAGUGACAUUUGCAGCACGGACUCCCCCUGCCAAAUGCAGUUAUCACCUGCUGUGGCCAAAGAUGGCUCAGAACAGCUCUACUCACAGAAACGAUCUGAGUGUCCCUGGUUGGGUAUCAGGAUCAGCGAGAGCCCAGAACCGGGUCAGAGGACUUUCACAACAUUAAAUUCUGUAAGCUGCCCUUUUAUGAGCACUCUGAGUACCGAAGGGCGAUCGGGCAGUUUGGAGAUUGGAAACGACAGCUACGUUUCAGAACAGCAGGAACCUUGUCCCUAUGCUUGUGUGAUUAGCUUGGGCGAUGACUCUGAGACAGACACAGAAGGCGACAGUGAAUCCUGCUCAGCCAGAGAACAAGAAUGUGAGGUGAAACUACCAUUUAAUGCACAGCGAAUAAUUUCCCUGUCUCGAAAUGAUUUUCAAUCCUUGCUGAAAAUGCACAAACUGACCCCUGAACAACUGGAUUGUAUCCAUGACAUUCGCAGGAGAAGUAAAAACAGAAUUGCAGCGCAGCGCUGUCGAAAGAGAAAGCUUGACUGUAUACAGAAUCUCGAAUCGGAAAUUGAGAAGCUGCAAAAUGAAAAGGAGAACUUGCUAAAGGAAAGAGAUCAUAUUUUGUCAACAUUGGGUGAGACAAAACAGAACCUGACUGGACUUUGCCAAAAAGUCUGUGAAGAAGCAGCUCUGAGUCAAGAACAAAUACAGAUUCUCGCCAAGUACUCAGCCUCAGAUUGCCCACUUUCAUUUUUAAUUUCUGACAAAGGAAAAAGUACUUCUGAUGGUGAACUUCUAUUGCGAUCAAUUUUUAGCUUAUCUGAUUGGCCUCCAGCUGUGCCGCCUCUGAGUGGGAGAGGAGGCUGUGAAGCCAGCUAUGCAGGGGCCACGGAGGCACCUCCCACUCUCACAGCUGCCUCGGAGCCAGUGGGGCCUGUGGAGCAGUGUCGCCAGAGUGGCGGGAUCUCAGAUUUCUGUAAGCAGAUGACAGAUAAAUGUACUACUGAUGAGUAAACUUACUUUCUCCUCCUCAGCCCCUUGAAUUUCCUACUGAAGUUUUGGCUUUGUCUUGAAGCCCAAUAUAGUCUUGUUUUAAAAUCAUGUUUUCCUUCAGCUUCAGGGGAUCUCUCUUAAGUCAACCCUGAUUCCCUCGAAAGACACAAAUGAUUUGUCUCCUGGGUCUUGAAAUACCACACAUUAAAGUGCAGUGUGCCCUUAAAACUAAAAUAACUAUUAGUAAUAACUUCCAAGUAUUCAAAAUAAGUAUGAGAAUAAAAACUGCAGCAUAUCAAAUCCAGUUUACCAGCUUGAAACAAUCUGGUAAGGAAGUGGCCUACAGAAGCUUAAUACUCAGGCCCCUGGCAAUACACCUGUUUUAAAAGCAGUGCUUUCAGGUCUACUCAGAAAUAGGGUGUCAGCAGUGGGAAGUCGAGCUGCAGUGUGCAAAAGAAAUCAUCUUACCUGAACCCUAGGGCUGUGCUCUUCUGCUCCUACUAAAACCAAGUGUGGAUUGGACUUUGCUGUGAUUCCCAAGCUACACUGGGAGGACUUAAUGAACAAGCAGGUGGCUGGCCUGAAGUGGAG